AAUUCUUCUUCUUCUUCAACACUGAACAGUCUGCUAGUCCACACUUCCAUAAAGGAAUCUUUUAAUAAACAUCAUUUCUCUAUAACACCAACUUUCAACUGUCCACUUCACGCGCGUGCGCUACUGGGGUGGACUUCAUCGCGCGCUCGAAAUCCGUUCCCAAAAGCCUUCCGGACGAGGCGCGCGCUCACUUCUUCGUCACUUGUUCAAGGCAGGCAGGAGCUCGCGAGCCACCGGACACACGGACACACCGGUAACGACGCUCUCUGACCAGGUAUGAGCCAGUGGCGAUGGUGAUUGACAGAUGAUCUGACAGAGGAAGACAAUCAGACGUCGUCUCCGUGCUGGUUAUUAUGGGGUGCGUCUGUUGCAAGCAGAAGAAGUCCGCCAAAUUAGCAGCAACAUCAGCAGCAGUAGACGUUACAGAUCUGUCUCCUAGCAACGCAGAUGGAGGGUUGUCCGCCGCCUUGACUCAGGGCCGUUACUGUCCCGACCCGACUCAGGCCAUCCCAGACUUCAACAAGGGCUUCCCAUCCAGCACCAUCUUCCCCAGCACCAACACACACCAGCGGCCUGGAGGCAUAACAAGUGGUGGAGUCACUCUCUUUAUAGCUUUGUACGACUACGACGCUCGUACCGAAGAUGACCUCACUUUUCAGAAAGGAGAGAAGUUCCAGAUCGUCAACAAUACAGAGGGUGACUGGUGGGAGGCUCGCUCUUUGGACACAGGCCACUCAGGUUACAUCCCCUCCAACUACGUAGCUCCUGUCGACUCUAUACAGGCCGAAGAGUGGUAUUUUGGGAAGAUGGGGAGGAAGGAUGCGGAGAGACAGCUGCUGGGCAAUAGCAACCAGAGGGGAACUUUCCUCAUACGAGAGAGCGAGACCACCAAGGGUGCUUACUCUCUGUCGAUCCGUGACUGGGACGACAACAAGGGAGACCACGUCAAACAUUAUAAAAUCCGCAAACUAGACAAUGGUGGCUACUACAUCACAACGAGAUCACAGUUUGACACAGUGCAGCAGCUGGUAGAGCACUACACAGAGAGAGCGGCGGGACUGUGCUGCCGUUUGAUUGGCAGCUGCAAGCGGGGCAUGCCUAAGCUGGCCGACUUAUCAGUGAAGACCAAGGAUAUGUGGGAGAUUCCCCGCGAAUCUCUCCAGCUGAUUAAAAAACUGGGCAAUGGCCAGUUUGGAGAAGUCUGGAUGGGCUCUAAUGAUGGGCUGUGUUAUUACCUGACCAUGCCCUGUCCCAACUCCACCCCACUCACCAUGGGCCUUGGGCGGGACGCCUGGGAGGUGCCCAGGGAAACUCUGUCCAUGCAAAGGAAGCUGGGACAGGGCUGCUUCGGGGACGUUUGGAUGGGCAUGUGGAACGGUACCACCAAGGUAGCGGUGAAGACUCUGAAGCCAGGGACCAUGUCCCCCGAGGCCUUCUUGGAGGAAGCUCAGAUCAUGAAGAGACUCCGCCAUGACAAGCUGGUGCAGCUCUACGCCGUUGUGUCUGAGGAGCCCAUCUACAUCAUCACCGAGUUCAUGAGCCAAGGAAGUUUGUUGGACUUCUUAAAAGAUGGGGAGGGGCAGAGUCUUAGGCUUCCUCAACUGGUGGACAUGGCUGCACAGAUUGCAGCUGGAAUGGCAUACAUCGAGAGGAUGAACUACAUCCAUCGUGACCUGCGAGCAGCUAACAUACUUGUUGGAGACAAUCUGGUGUGCAAGAUUGCUGACUUUGGCCUGGCCAGGCUCAUCGAGGACAACGAGUACACAGCCAGACAAGGGGCGAAGUUCCCCAUCAAGUGGACGGCUCCUGAAGCUGCAUUGUAUGGACGCUUUACCAUCAAGUCAGAUGUCUGGAGCUUUGGCAUCCUACUAACUGAACUCAUCACGAAGGGACGUGUGCCAUACCCAGGCAUGAACAACCGUGAGGUGUUGGAGCAGGUGGAGAGGGGCUACAGGAUGCCCUGUGCCCCGGGCUGCCCCGCCUCGCUCCAUGAACUGAUGGUGCUGUGCUGGAGGCGAGAGGCUGAUGAGAGGCACACCUUUGAGUACCUGCAGUCCUUCCUGGAGGAUUACUUCACGGCCACGGAGCCGCAGUACCAGCCCGGAGAAAACCUGUGACCACACACAUGUGUAGGACAGAUGUGGAGCAAUAAACGGACAAACACAAAGAGAAAGACAGAAAGGAAGAUGUGGAUGUAUACAUGCAGAUACACGAUAUGCCUUCAUUGUAUUUGUAUUCCUACUGUGCACACACACACACACACACACAUACACACAUACAUAUUAAGAUACAUAUCAUUGCCUUGUUUCAUUGUUUGAAGACAGUUCCUUCCUUUUUGGUUAUUGAUCACUGCAGUGCAGCCCAUUCAGGACAGAUCAGUCAACCAUGUUGAGGAGCAGAGUCGGAGCUCUGCUGAUCAGGCCUUGCAGUAAUGUUGCUUUACUCUGUAACCAUGACAACAAGGAACUGAAAGAAGAUGUAGAUGGUUGUGUCGAGGUGGGGGGGGAGUUGAGUUGGUACAUGAUUUGUUCAGCUGCCAUAAAUGUCCAGGUCCUUUUGAUUUCUGUUUCUCAGAAGAGACACUCCGAAGGGCAACUGUUUGCCGGAGAUAAAUAUGUUGAUAGAGAAAUGAUAGAAGGUGCAACAGGUUUCAGACGACAUUAAAUAAACCUUGUGAACCUGUGUUAUAGAUUAUGUAUGCAGACACUGUAAGAUAUAAUAACAUGCCUCCUGUUACAAUACAAAAGGCUGUUGAACUGAUCCAUGUCCAUCACCUGAAAGCGGGAACUGAUUUCAAGCUUGCUCCAACAUGUGCCUUAAAGUGGUCAAAUUAAGGGCUGUUUUAGAUUUUAAGUACCUUUAAUACUGUGUUAGUAAAGUCUGAGAGGGGAGAUGGUUAGGAAUGCUCUUUGUUUGUCUGAUCAUUUGAAUGACAAUUUUGUAUGAACUGUCUCUUUUGCUGUUUUAAUUUAACUCAGAUAUAUAUCUGUGCAUCACAACGACUUCUAUAUUAACAUGUAUACAGUUUUCAUCCAUUGGGAGGGCAGGGUGAAAUGUUACACGCAAAGGGAAACGAUCAAUGUCUUGGGUCUGUGGAAGGAUAGUGUUUUAAUCUGUGUUGUUUUGACUAAAGACUGUAACCUUUAUGUGACUUUAUGAGAUUCCCCUGUUAUGUUAUUGUAAUAAAAAUCAAAUAUCAUUUCCG
Anoplopoma fimbria (sablefish) is the source of this 3205-nucleotide messenger RNA. RefSeq names its product Yes-related kinase (gene yrk). Bases 354 to 2117 code for a protein of 587 amino acids. Gene Ontology annotation, biological process: integrin-mediated signaling pathway; cell differentiation; cell surface receptor protein tyrosine kinase signaling pathway. NCBI's taxonomy places the organism in Eukaryota, Metazoa, Chordata, Actinopteri, Perciformes, Anoplopomatidae. The transcript is spliced from 14 exons. Gene Ontology annotation, cellular component: extrinsic component of cytoplasmic side of plasma membrane. The record is from RefSeq and is a predicted model, not a curated record. Gene Ontology annotation, molecular function: signaling receptor binding; ATP binding; non-membrane spanning protein tyrosine kinase activity.